This is a messenger RNA of Saccharomycopsis crataegensis, 834 nucleotides long. It is a transcript of the gene MRPL1, whose product is annotated as mitochondrial 54S ribosomal protein uL1m MRPL1. Gene Ontology annotation, cellular component: mitochondrial large ribosomal subunit. Gene Ontology annotation, biological process: translation. Lineage: Eukaryota; Fungi; Ascomycota; Saccharomycetes; Ascoideales; Saccharomycopsidaceae. Bases 1 to 834 code for a protein of 277 amino acids. Gene Ontology annotation, molecular function: RNA binding; structural constituent of ribosome. The record is from RefSeq and is a predicted model, not a curated record. The transcript has a single exon.
AUGAAUAAAAGCAGUAUAUCAAUACUAUCACUCAAACCUUUGUCAUCAAACUUAUUGGGGAGCCGUGGGGCUAAAUUCUCUACCUCAUCGAUAGCUUUGGCCAAGAAGGCCCAGGUCAGCAGAGACCAACUCAAAAAGAACGCUGCCAAAGCGUUAGCCAAAAAAAGAGUCGAAGCUAAACUCCCAGUCGCCAAUGAUCCAUUAUAUUCUGAUAUUUCUACCGCAUUACGUUACCUCAGGUCUGCAGAAGUAGGAAGAUCCGAGACUGCGUCGACCAUCACCGUCAGCUCGAACAUCGUGGGGGAUAAAGGUGCUCCACCACUCACUGGGGCCAUCAGUUUCCCUAAACCUUUGAAAGAAGUUAGAGUGUUGGUGUUCACUGAAGAUGCUGUCCAAGCAAAAGUUGCCCAAGAUUUGGGGGCUGCGUUAGUGGGGGGUCAAGAAUUGGUCGAACAGAUCAAAGAGGGCAAACUUGGGUUAAAUUUCAACAAGGCCUUUGCCACCCCAGAUAUGCAAGGUCAAUUAGCCCCUCUCGCGAGAACUUUGGGUCCAAAAGGUUUAAUGCCAAAUGCCAAAAAGGGAACCAUGGCAACCGAUUUGGAAUCAGUAUUGAAAGGUGCGGUAGGAACCAUGCCAUUCAAACAGAAGUCAGGCUUGUUGAGCAUUGCUGUGGGGAGAACCAGCUUCAGUGAUGUAGAAAUCAUCAAGAACAUCAUGGCUGCCUCAGAAGCCGUCAAGACCGCCACUACCACUAUCAAGUCAAAGAGACCACCAAUCAUUGGUCAUACUACCAUCACUUCCACCAAUGGUCCAGCGUUCAAGAUUGACUUUUAA